AUGACGUCGCCGUGGUUGCGGUGCUUGGUUGGUGUUGGUAGCGACGACGGAGUAAUUCCAAGCGAUUCGGCUUCUCUUUCUUUCGAUAUUCCUUUGUUGUGGAUGGUUGGAUUUGGUGAUGGCGACGGUGCCGAAGUGGUUUUGUUAGAUCUAGUGGUGGCGAUGGUGGUUAUUUCCGUUGGUGGCUGUAGUGGUGCUACUGCUGCAGCCACUAUACUAUGCCACAGCUGCCACGUCACACGAGUUGUUGAGAUUUGUCGUGUGCCAUCGUCAGGACCUGCAACUCCGAGAUCUGAUGUAGAUUUUCGGAUGUGUUUUCAGCUGGUGGAUGGGGGCAAUGGUGGUGGUGGUGUUUGGGGUGACGGUGACUUUGUUGGAUUCAACGGUGGCGAAGCCCAUUUGCACGAAGUGAAUUUAAGCAAUUUAUGGCUACUCGAUGCCAUUAUAUGCAUUGAUUCUCACAGAAUGCUGAAUUUCGGCCUAGGUAAAUCAUACGAGACAAAACAGUAUAAAAAGGGGUUGAAAGCUGCUGAUACUAUACUGAAGAAGUUUCCUGAUCAUGGAGAAACUCUAUCGAUGAAGGGAUUAACCUUGAACUGCAUGGACAGGAAGUCAGAAGCAUAUGAACUUGUCAGGCUGGGUUUGAAGAAUGAUCUUAAGAGCCAUGUUUGCUGGCAUGUCUAUGGUCUUCUGUAUCGAUCUGAUAGAGAAUAUAGGGAAGCAAUUAAGUGCUAUCGGAAUGCACUUAGAAUUGAUCCUGACAACAUUGAAAUACUGCGUGAUCUGUCUCUUUUACAGGCACAGAUGCGUGACUUGGCAGGUUUUGUUGAGACAAGACAACAAUUGCUCACGCUUAAACCAAAUCAUCGCAUGAAUUGGAUUGGUUUUGCUGUUUCUCAUCACUUGAACUCCAAUGGAAUGAAGGCUAUAGAUAUCCUUGAAGCUUAUGAAGGGACUUUGGAGGAUGACUACCCUCCUUUCAAUGAACGUUGCGAGCAUGGAGAAAUGCUCUUGUACAAGAUUGCUUUGCUAGAAGAAUGUGGCUUUCUUGAUCGGGCUCUUGAGGAGUUGCACAAGAGGGAAUCCAAAAUUAUUGAUAUAUUAUCAUACAAGGAACAAGAGGUUUCUCUUCUUGUUAAGCUGGGCCAUGCUGAAGAAGGUGAAAAAUUAUACAAAGUGCUACUUUCCAUGAAUCCUGACAACUACAGGUACUAUGAAGGCCUACAAAGAUGUAUGGGACUUCAUUCUGAAAAUCAUCAGUAUUCCUCUGAUCAAAUUGAUCAAUUAGAGGCCUUGUAUGAAUCGCUUAGCAAGCAAUAUAAUAGGUCAUCUGCUGUCAAGAGAAUUCCACUUGAUUUUUUAAGCGGUGAAAAGUUCCAGGCUGCAGCAGAGAACUACAUACGACCUCUUCUUACGAAAGGCAUUCCUUCUCUGUUUUCUGAUCUUUCUCCUCUCUAUGAUCAUCCUGGGAAGGCAGACAUAUUGGGGAAGUUAAUUCUUGAGCUAGAGAACUCCAUUAAGAAAACGGGUGGAUAUCCUGGGAGGGUGGACAAGGAGCCCCCUUCAACACUUAUGUGGAUUUUGUUUUAUUUGGCACAGCAUUAUGACAGGCGUGGCCAGUAUGACAUUGCUCUCGCAAAAAUCGAUGAGGCCAUAGAACAUACUCCAACAGUCAUUGAUUUGUACUCUGUCAAGAGCCGGAUAUUAAAGCAUGCUGGUGACUUGUCAGCUGCUGCUGCUUUGGCUGAUGAAGCAAGGUGCAUGGAUCUUGCAGACCGCUACAUCAAUAGUGAUUGCGUUAAGCGUAUGCUGCAAGCUGACCAGGUUACAUUGGCAGAAAAGACGGCUGUUUUAUUCACGAAAGAUGGAGAGCAACAUAAUAACCUUCAUGAUAUGCAGUGCAUGUGGUAUGAACUAGCAUCAGGAGAAAGUUAUUUCCGCCAAGGGGAACUUGGACGGGCUUUGAAGAAAUUCUUAGCUGUGGAAAAGCAUUAUGCUGACAUUACCGAGGACCAAUUCGACUUCCAUUCCUAUUGCUUAAGGAAAAUGACUCUCCGCACAUAUGUAGAAAUGCUGAAAUUUCAGGAUCGUCUACAUUCAUAUUCUUAUUUCCAGAAAGCAGCUACUGGAGCAAUCAAAUGCUAUUUAAAGCUGUAUGACUCUCCUUCAAAGUCGAAUGCAGAAGAAGAUGAUGAAAUGUCGAAGUUGCCUCCUUCUCAAAAGAAGAAACUUAGGCAAAAACAGAGGAAAGCGGAGGCCCGAGCCAAGAAAGAGGCUGAAGUGAAAGAAGAAACAAAUGUUACUGCAGUAUCAAAAUCUGGAAAACGUCCUGUGAAACCAGUAGAUCCAGACCCUCACGGAGAAAAGUUAUUAAUGGUUGAAGAUCCUUUGAUGGAAGCUACGAAGUAUUUGAAGCUGCUUCAAAAACAUUCAUCUGAGUCCAUUGAGACACAUGUACUUUCUUUUGAAGUAAAUAUGAGAAAGCAGAAAACUUUACUUGCUUUGCAGGCUGUAAAGCAUCUGCUGCGGUUGGAUGCUGAACACCCAGAUUCGCAUCGUUGUUUGAUAAAGUUCUUCUCUAAAGUGGGAUCCAUGCCUGCUCCAGUGACUGAUGCUGAGAAGCUCAUAUGGGGUGUCUUAGAAGCAGAACGACCUACAAUUAGUCAGUUGCAUGGUAAAUCUCUCAUUGAAGCAAACACCGUUUUCCUUGAGAAGCACAGAGAUUCAUUGAUGCACAGAGCAGCUGUAGCAGAAAUGUUAUAUGUUCUGGAACCAAAUAAGAAGGGUGAGGCAAUCAACUUGAUUGAAGGAUCAACCAACGAUCUGGUUUCAAUAAAUGGAGCUCUGGAGGCAGUCAGAAAGUGGAGGCUCAAAGACUGUGUUGCAGUCCACAGGCUAUUAGAGACAAUUAUCAAUGACCACAAUGCUGCAUCAAGAUGGAAGGUGCAGUGCGCUGAGUACUUCCCAUAUUCAACAUACUUUGAGGGCAGUCGCUGCUCUGCCGUCACAAACUCAACUUCCCACGAAAUUCCAAAAUUACCUGAAAAUGGUGGGGGAUCAGACAGCUCCAUCGCUGAUCAUAAUUCUUCAUCUCUUUCAUCAAAUGGAAAAGUUGAGAAACUUGAGGCAUUCAAGGAUAUUUUUAUCCAAUAA
Fraxinus pennsylvanica is the source of this 3153-nucleotide messenger RNA. Lineage: Eukaryota; Viridiplantae; Streptophyta; Magnoliopsida; Lamiales; Oleaceae. The record is from the annotation of a GenBank genome assembly.